This is a messenger RNA of Myotis davidii, 970 nucleotides long. It is a transcript of the gene CYSRT1, whose product is annotated as cysteine rich tail 1. The record is from RefSeq and is a predicted model, not a curated record. Bases 548 to 970 code for a protein of 140 amino acids. The transcript is spliced from 3 exons. Lineage: Eukaryota; Metazoa; Chordata; Mammalia; Chiroptera; Vespertilionidae.
UCUGAGGAACUCGCCGCUCUGUCCGCUCAGACAUGUCAUUAACUGCCCCUAAGGCGCGGCAGGGCCAGACCGAGUGGCCUCGCGGGUGCCCACGGCCCAUGGCCCACGGGCCGGACGCUCCCCACCCCUGCCCUCCGGAGCCCAUGCCCCCACCAGCUCUGGACUCGCCAGGGGCAGAGGCUGUGCUGCACCGAAAGGCAGGGGGCUCUGAGGGCGAGUGAUGGCCACCUGCCCCCGGGGCCUGAGGAUGACCCCGCUCCCCUCCUGGCCUUCCUGGGCCCAGCACGUGCCUGGCAUGUGUCAGGGCUGAGUCACCGGCUGGCCGUGCCCCUCAGAGCCGGGCCGUGGCCACCGCCCCCGAGAAGGAAGGGUGGGUGCCCGCUAUGUCGGAGGAGCUCCAGCCUCCUGGGAACUCGGGAACCCCAUUUUUGAGGCCCGCCCAUGGCCCCGCCCCUCCCCAGGAGGGAAAAGGGAGCCGCCAGUCGCUCAGCUCACAGGCACUGGGAGGACCAGAGGACAGACUGCGGUUGCCACUCCAGGCCGGGCCAUGGACCCCCACGAGAUGGCAGUCAAGAACCCCUACACCCACAUCACCAUCCCCCGGGCUCACCUGCGGCCGGACCUGGAGCAGCAGCUGGGGGCAGCCCCCUGCUCCUCAGAGCUGCAGCCUCUGUCUGGGGGUGCCUGCGCCCUGGAGCCCGGCCGCCUCCUGCAGCCCAUCGAGGGGGCCAAGGGCGCCGAGGGGGCCAAGGGCGCCAAGGGGGCCAAGGGCGCCAAGGGGGCCGCCCCUGUCCAGGGCCAGCUGUCCUGGCAGCAGCCUGGCAACCCCUACUGCAGCGGGCGCCCGGCGGGACUGACCUACACUGGCCUGCCGCCCAUCGGGCGCGGCGACGACAUCGCCCACCACUGCUGCUGCUGCCCCUGCUGCUCCUGCUUCCCUAGGGGGCCCCGGCGGCGGCGGCGGCCCUGA